AUGUCACAACCAUAUACUUUACAAAAACCAUCUAUUGAAGUAGCUUUGGAAGAACAGAUUGACCAAUUAUAUAAAAGGAAAUUGGCAAGAUUACCAGUUUUCAAAGAUUUACCUCGUCUAGCAGGCAGAAUUCAUAUCGAAAAAUAUAAUGAUACUGGGAUACCAAAAACAAUAGACGAACCAAGCAAAAAAAGAAAAAGCAAAGCAUUAUCAUUGAGAUUAUCAGAAGACAUUACAACAGAAGGUAAAUUAGAUGAAGAUAAAAUCGAACUACAAGACGAAACUCCAGCUUCAAAAAUUUGGAAACAAGUAAAGAAUGUUAUUUUUACAUUAUCAGAAAUGUUUGAUGAUGAAGAAACUCAAAAUAAAAUUAAACAAACUUUUAAUAGCUCAGAGCCACCAUCAGAUUAUCAAUUAUCACUUCCAACACUAUUUAGCAGUUGUAUGAACGAAGAUACAAGUAAAGUGGUUAAAGUUUUAAAACUUAUUCACCAAAAUAUUAUAUAUAUUGGCUGUUAUGAAUUAAAGCUUCGUGUUCCUUAUUUAUUAGCAAAUAUGACCAAAGAUGUCAGAGGUGAAUUAGGUUGGAGGAUUGAAGUGUUUGAAGGUAAAGAUACAGUCACUGUUACACAUAUCAGAAGAGAAGAAUCAUUACCAACAGCAGGCGAAAAAAAGCAAUUUCAAUUAGAGUGGAAACUACAUAUUGUAUUAAAUAAAGAUUUAUCAGAAAUCACUUUUGCAAGUUUAAAAAUAACCGAUCUUAUUUUCCCAAAUGAUGUAGACCCUCAAUUUAAGCAAGAAAUCAACAGAAAUUUAUGUUCUGGUAAUUUAUUUAUUUAUUAA
This is a messenger RNA of Dictyostelium purpureum, 843 nucleotides long. RefSeq lists its product as uncharacterized. Bases 1 to 843 code for a protein of 280 amino acids. NCBI's taxonomy places the organism in Eukaryota, Evosea, Eumycetozoa, Dictyosteliales, Dictyosteliaceae. The transcript is spliced from 2 exons. The record is from RefSeq and is a predicted model, not a curated record.